AAGUGUCGAUUGCAGGUUUCAUGUUCUGACUCUGAAGAAGAGCAGGCAACCGUAGUCUUUAUAUUGAGUGCGACGAGGGGGAAAACCCGACUAAGGGGUGGGGGGCUUCAUGUGGACAAGUGGUUCUGCAGAUUCAAGCAGGGCUAAGACUCAUAGGGCUGAUGCGCCUCCGAAAAAUAAGAACGGUAUUGCAAAUACCGAGUAAGUCUCCCUGGGCUGACCCACACUUGUGGAGGCGCCGGAAAUUCCAUCUCCCGACACACCGCAAUGCACACGAAGAUGUGGCUUGGGCUUGUUUGCAUUUGGUUUCUCACUUGGGGUGUGUUGAAAAGCGUGGUGACCCGCUCGGUAACUAUGCGGUGCCAGGCAAUAUGCUAUCAGACGCUGAUUUGACAUGGACAUCUUUGCAGCCUCGAGGAUGUAGAAUACUGAGUUUAAUGCUUGAUCACUGCCCGGCUCCUGAACACAGCUGCCGAGGCACUUUCCAUCCGUGCUUAAUCGAUACACAGAUACAAAGAAUGGGACUCGGCUCGUGUUGCUGUUGUUCCCGAGUGUAUUUAUUUAACCAAGAUGAAGGGGCUGGCGCCGUCUCUCUGGUGGUCAUGAUCAAGGUCCAACCGGCAGCUAAGGCUCUCGAAAGAAACUCCAGCUUGCAGUUCUUUCAACAUCCCGAUGCCUGCUAUAACAAACCUUUAAGCUGGCCAGCUCGUUCAGUGGUUGAUCAGUCUCAAGUGGCAGCCUUACACUUCUACAGGACACUGUGGUCUGAUUCAGCUCAUACCGAAAUCGAGUUCGCCAACGGUACCAUCCUCUAGAGAAAGAUCAUGUCAUCCAUCGGCAGCAAAAGUUGAUAUCGCCUGAGUCGAGCUGUAUUAGAAAGUCAAUGCUUUCCGUACGAAGCCCGACCCAUAUUCCUUCGGCAUCGGACGAUUACCCCAGGCCCAGUCGCGCGCUUCGUCUUCAUCGUCGCCGCCGCCGCCGACGAGGCCAACAGAACCACAUUCAUUCUGGACCUGAGCAUCAUUCAAGGAGGCUUUGCUUCGAUUUGUUAUGA
Molecule: messenger RNA, 1054 nt
Organism: Aspergillus fijiensis CBS 313.89
Lineage: Eukaryota; Fungi; Ascomycota; Eurotiomycetes; Eurotiales; Aspergillaceae
Exons: 1
Coding region: 162-815 (217 amino acids)
Source: RefSeq, a predicted model, not a curated record